AGACAAGGUACUCAUCCGUAAAAUCUUAUGCUCGGCGCGGAAUCUUGCAGCUUGUGGUAAUGUACCGUGAUGACACAAGCUGUCCGAUUGGUUUGUCGCAUGCACUUGUAAACCAAUUGGCCAGUCAGACUGUGGUUUCAAGAAUCGGUGAUGGCAUUUUGAUCUUUUUUUCCUAAACUCUGCUCUGUAAUUUCAGUGACAACGCCGCCAUUUUGAAAGGAUGAGAAGGGCCUUCUCCACAACAUUAUUAGUUCUCGGCUUUACUGUACCGGUAUUAAUUGGCAUUGGUUAGGUCGUUUAUUCAACGUUGAGUCCCCUAACAGAAUAGGCGUCUUCCGCCUGGGCUAGGUAUGAUCCUUCGACCCUCCGACCGACAGUUUGAAUAUCCCUCCACUUUCUUCCGGUCUCCAUCAUUUCCCGCUUCUUGGACCAUCCCAUCAAUCUCAAUCUCCCUCCACACCCUCUUAACCCCCUUUUACCUCUUUUUUUCUUCCUUCUCUUUUUUCUAUUCCCCCCCUCCCAGUCGUAAUCGCUUUCCCUUCUCACACCAGAGAAUAAUCCCUUUCUCUGUUGUCUUGUCGAGUUGGUGGUCGUCGCCUCCUUUGAUUCGUCCCUUUUUUUUUUAUCCUGUGGCUGUCCCCCAGCUCAGCUCGGCCUCAAGGCCUUGCCCCUCCACCUCCCACCGCGUUUUUGGGUCAUCCGCCUCGAAUAGUUGGAAGUAAUAGGACUGUCACUCUGGGAAUACCAAAAUCAAUGUGGUAAACGACAUCGACGAAUAACCCUUCUAACCCUCGAAUCGAAUCCGACAUCAUGGCUGCGGUUCUUCUGCCCGCGCGCUUUCGCGGCGAGGCUCCCGUCACCGAAAGGACGACACCGUCGUGGUUCUCCAAGCGACUUACGCCCAUCGCCCAGUUCAUCUCCCGACUCGCGUGCUCUCACCCAAUCCACACCGUCGUCGUUGUCGCCGUCCUUGCGAGCACCUCAUAUGUUGGUCUUCUCCAGGAGAGCUUUUUCAGCACCGGUGUUGAAAGUGCUACUCUUGGCAAGGCCGACUGGUCGACCCUCGUUGAAGGUAGCAGAGUCCUACGCGCAGGACCUGAGACUGCUUGGAACUGGAAGGCCGUCGAGCAGGAUGCUGUAGCCAAUGCUGGUUCGGACGCCGACCACCUUGCUCUCCUGACUCUUGUCUUCCCUGACAGCCUGUCCGCCGAAUCAUCCAGCACUGCUCCUCGCUCUCACCACGUGCCUAUCCCUCAGAACCUGUCCAUUACAUCUCUUCCCUCUACCGAGAACCCUUUCACCGCCUAUUCCCAGGACAGCAUCCUCGCCUACGCUCUUCCCUACUCUGAGGGCCCCGAGUUCCUUGCUGCUGCCCAGGAGAUCCCCAACGAAGAUGCCGUCGAGAUUGAGACCAAGCACGGACGCGAGAAGAAAACAUGGAUCAUGAAGGCUGCCAAGGUCAACACUCGCAACAGUGUUGUCCAGUGGGUUAGCAAUGCUUGGACUGAGUUCCUCGACCUUCUCAAGAACGCCGAGACUCUCGAUAUUGUUAUCAUGCUUCUGGGCUACAUCGCUAUGCACCUGACCUUUGUUUCCCUCUUCCUCUCUAUGCGCAAGUUGGGUUCCAAGUUCUGGCUCGGCAUCUGCACUCUGUUCUCCUCUGUCUUCGCUUUCCUCUUUGGUCUUGUGGUCACCACCAAGCUGGGUGUUCCUAUCAGCGUGAUUCUUCUGUCUGAGGGUCUCCCAUUCUUGGUCGUCACCAUUGGCUUCGAGAAGAACAUUGUCCUCACCCGCGCUGUCAUGUCCCACGCCAUCGAGCACCGACGCAUCCAGGCUCAGAACUCCAAGUCUGGCAAGCGAUCUCCCGAGCGCUCUAUGCAGAACAUGAUCCAAUAUGCUGUUCAGGCCGCAAUCAAGGAGAAGGGUUUCGAGAUCAUCCGCGAUUACGCUAUUGAGAUUGUCAUUCUUAUCAUUGGUGCUGCUUCUGGUGUUCAGGGUGGUCUCCAGCAAUUCUGCUUUCUGGCCGCCUGGACCUUGUUCUUCGACUUCAUCCUCCUCUUCACCUUCUACACUGCUAUUCUCAGCAUCAAGCUCGAGAUCAACCGUAUCAAGCGCCAUGUUGAUAUGCGUAGGGCGCUCGAGGAUGAUGGUGUCAGCCGUCGUGUUGCCGAGAAUGUCGCCCAGGGUGAUGAUGAGCUGAACCGCGUCAGGGGCGACACCUCUCUGUUUGGCCGCAAGAGCAGCAGUAUUCCCAAGUUCAAGGUCUUGAUGAUUCUAGGCUUCAUCUUUCUCAACAUUGUCAACAUCUGCUCGAUCCCAUUCCGCAACCCCAGCUCCAUGUCCACCCUCCGAACCUGGGCCAGCAGUCUGGGCGGCGUCAUCGCUCCUCUCUCCGUUGACCCUUUCAAAGUUGCCUCCAACGGUCUGGAUGCUAUCCUCACUACUGCCAAGGCCAACAACCGACCUACCUUGGUCACUGUCUUGACUCCCAUCAAGUACGAGCUCGAGUACCCUUCGAUUCACUACGCUCUUGGUUCUGCUGCCAGCAACCCUGCCUACGACGAUGCUUUCCACCACCAUUUCCAGGGCUACGGUGUUGGCGGCCGCAUGGUUGGAGGAAUUCUCAAGUCUCUUGAAGAUCCCGUUCUCUCCAAGUGGAUUGUUAUUGCCCUUGCUCUCAGUGUUGCUCUGAACGGCUACCUCUUCAACGUAGCCCGCUGGGGAAUUAAGGAUCCCAAUGUUCCUGAGCACAGUAUCGACCGAAACGAGCUUGCCCGUGCGCAGCAGUUUAACGACACCGGCUCCGCUACUCUUCCUCUCGGCGAAUACGUCCCUCCUACUCCCAUGCGAACCCAACCCAGCACUCCUGCUAUUACCGACGACGAGGCCGAGGGUCUCCACAUGACCAAGGCUCGCCCUGCCAACCUGCCCAACCGAAGCAACGAAGAACUCGAGAAGCUCCUGUCCGAGAAGCGCGUCCGCGAGAUGACCGACGAGGAGGUUAUUUCUCUGUCUAUGCGUGGCAAGAUUCCUGGUUACGCUCUUGAGAAGACUCUCGGUGACUUCACCCGCGCUGUCAAGAUUCGACGAAGCAUUAUCGCUCGCAACAAGGCCACCACUGACAUUACCCACUCCCUCGACCGAUCCAAGCUACCUUACGAGAACUAUAACUGGGAGCGCGUCUUCGGCGCGUGCUGUGAGAACGUUAUUGGAUAUAUGCCUCUUCCCGUCGGUGUUGCUGGUCCCCUCGUUAUCGAUGGACAGAGCUACUUCAUCCCCAUGGCUACUACCGAGGGUGUCUUGGUUGCCAGUGCCAGUCGAGGUUGCAAGGCCAUCAACUCCGGUGGCGGUGCUAUCACUGUCCUCACUGCCGAUGGUAUGACUCGUGGUCCUUGUGUCGCUUUCGAGACUCUUGAGCGCGCUGGUGCCGCCAAGCUCUGGCUUGACUCUGAAGCUGGUCAGGAUAUGAUGAAGAAGGCUUUCAACUCUACCAGUCGCUUUGCUCGUCUUCAAUCCAUGAAGACCGCCCUUGCCGGUACCAACCUGUACAUCCGAUUCAAGACCACCACUGGUGACGCUAUGGGUAUGAAUAUGAUUUCCAAGGGUGUUGAGCACGCUCUGAGCGUCAUGGCCAACGAUGGAGGUUUCGACGACAUGCAGAUCAUCUCUGUCUCCGGUAACUACUGUACGGAUAAGAAGGCCGCGGCCCUCAACUGGAUCGACGGACGUGGUAAGGGUGUUGUUGCUGAGGCUAUCAUCCCCGGUGAGGUUGUUCGCAGCGUUCUCAAGAGCGAUGUCGACUCUCUCGUCGAGCUCAACGUUGCUAAGAACCUGAUUGGUUCCGCUAUGGCUGGUUCACUCGGUGGUUUCAACGCCCACGCUGCCAACAUUGUCGCUGCUAUUUUCCUGGCCACCGGUCAGGACCCUGCUCAGGUUGUUGAGAGCGCCAACUGUAUCACCAUUAUGAAGAACCUCAACGGAGCUCUUCAGAUCUCCGUCUCUAUGCCCUCGCUUGAGGUUGGAACUCUUGGUGGUGGUACUAUCCUCGAGCCCCAGAGCGCUAUGCUCGACAUCCUUGGUGUUCGAGGCUCUCACCCUACCAACCCCGGUGACAACGCCCGCCGUCUCGCCCGCAUCAUCGGUGCAGCCGUCCUCGCCGGCGAGCUUUCUCUCUGCAGUGCCUUGGCCGCUGGUCAUCUCGUCCGAGCUCACAUGCAGCACAACCGAAGUGCCGCUCCCUCUCGCAGCACCACCCCUGCUCCUCCCAUGACGCCCGUCUCCCUGGCCAUGACCAAUGCUCAGGAGCGCUCAGCGUCAACAACGUCGAUGAGCGCUGCUGCUAUUCAGAGGUCAAAGCGAUAGACGAAUAACUUUGCAUUUGAAGGAGUAGAGGCGACCGGAUGAUAAAAAGUUUACAUAGACGAGAUCAUGUAUGAGUAUGAUAAACUACACGCAUGGUCUGGGAUGGAGUGGAUGGUCACACAGCAUGGAGUUUUUGCAUUGAACAUUCUGGAAAGAUGAGAGCAUCCAUACAUACAUACAUAUACAGCCGCCGAAAGAUGGCCAUAUUGAAGAUGGUAGUUAUGUUAAAGUACCACUUCGCUAUUCAAUUUUAAUCCUUUUUUCGUUAAAUCAUGCCAUAUGUCUCUACUUUUGCCACUGCAUCUCCAUCAAUGGGCGUGAACUUGAUGCCCUUGUCCUCCAUGCCUCUCCUGCACUCCUCCCACUUAUCAGGCAUGACUGGCUUUGUCCCUUCGUUGACAAUCCACGUCGUAUAACCUUCCUGCAGCGCAUCCUCCGCCGUAGCUUUAACGCAAAAGUCCGCUGCCAACCCAACCACAAAAACAUCCGUUACGCCCUGCUCACUCAACAUGCCUGCGAGUCCACUAUCACUCACCCUAAACGGAUCAUAAAACGCACUGUACAUCUCCACGCGCUCAUCCUGACCCUUUUCGAUAACAGCGUGAACUCGCGAGACGUCUAACUCUGGGACCAGCUCACAGCCCGGUGUGCCUUGAACGCAGUGCGUUGGCCAUAACGUUGUGGUGUAACUCUGGGACGGGUCGUUUGGGUGCUGGAUUGUUGUAGUUGAUGUGUAUGGUGUUGAAGAGGGAUGGUUUGAGGCGAAGGAUAUGUGGGAGGGUGGGUGGAAGUCUUUUGUUGCGAGGAUGAGAGGGAAAGGGAGGGUUGUUAGAUGGUUUAUGGGGGAUGCGAUUGUGCGGCCUGAAGGGACAGCGAGGGAGCCCGACUGGAGAUGUUAGAUAGCUGGGCUUGGAUGAGAUCAUGACAGUGAAGAUUCGAUACUCACUGGCGGGCAGAAGUCUUCUUGGAAGUCGACAAUGAUGAGCGCAGGCUUAUACGGUUUAUCGCUCGCCAUCUUUUAACUUAUCGUUUGAGCGUCUAGGGGAGGACCUCGAUUUUAAAUGACAAAAAGACUGAGGCACUUUGACUUGAGUUUAGGAUGGAUGACCUUUGCUGGGUUUAUUGAGACGCCCUAUAUUAAAGGUUCGAUGUUUUCUUGACCC
Molecule: messenger RNA, 5525 nt
Organism: Fusarium verticillioides 7600
Lineage: Eukaryota; Fungi; Ascomycota; Sordariomycetes; Hypocreales; Nectriaceae
Product: 3-hydroxy-3-methylglutaryl-coenzyme A reductase
Exons: 3
Coding region: 811-4362 (1183 amino acids)
Biological process (GO): isoprenoid biosynthetic process; ergosterol biosynthetic process; coenzyme A metabolic process
Cellular component (GO): peroxisomal membrane; endoplasmic reticulum membrane
Molecular function (GO): protein binding; hydroxymethylglutaryl-CoA reductase (NADPH) activity
Source: RefSeq, a predicted model, not a curated record